GAGACUGUCAGUCAAAUUUGUCAUUUAAAGGCAUCAAGAUGCGUCUAGCCAUCGGAAUAUUUUUGGUCGUCGCGGUUCUCCUGAUUUCGGAAAGCGAGACAGCGGUUUCCCGUGGAAUCUUCAAGGACCCUGCCCAUCCUGGAAAGUGUGUCCUGCAUGGCCUUAUUUUGGACGCCGGUAAAAGUGCCCGCAACCCGAAAAAAUGCGAGCAAAUUAUGUGCGAAGCAAAUAGCUCAGCUCAGAUCCAUUCGUGCGGUGUCUAUGCACUCUUCCCAGGCCAAAAAUUCGGAAAGUACAUAGCUCCAAACGGUGAUUAUCCCGCCUGCUGUGAACGUGAAGUUAUACGCGGAUAAUGGCGAUUUUGAUAUGUUCAAAAUUUCACACAAGUUAAUAAAUGUAAACCGUGAAAUCUAGACGGAAAAUACUGGUGAAAAACUUUAAAAA
Molecule: messenger RNA, 444 nt
Organism: Drosophila rhopaloa
Lineage: Eukaryota; Metazoa; Arthropoda; Insecta; Diptera; Drosophilidae
Exons: 2
Coding region: 39-353 (104 amino acids)
Source: RefSeq, a predicted model, not a curated record